AGUCGUCUGCUUUUAAUAUGUGUUUUUUUCCCCUUCUUCUCCUCAAUGCUUUGCUAUAAAGUUUAUAAUAUCUUCUUCUACUUGACCUCUUCGAAUUCCUGCUGAUUUUGGGAUUCGAGUCUUACUUGAUUUCAAAGUCGCUGUCUUCUGUGAUUUGAGUUCGCAGAUUGGAUUCAAAGUUCCUUCCUUUCGAUUUUGACCACUGAGUGACUAGGCUUUGAAGAUCACUGUAACUAUUGGAUCCUGCACCGUUGUGUUUCCGACAGCUAUAUCAGUUUGGUCGGUGAUCAGAUGUGGAUUUAGAGCAUAACCGGUUUAGGAUCCGAUUCUGUUGUUUUGUUCUGAGUGGGCGGUUUAAAGUUUCAAGUUUUUCAUUCCUCUGAAGCCUUCUUUUUGGUCUGGGGCAUGAACAAACCGGGGGUCGAUUCGACUACCGAUGGUGCUGGCCAUGAAGCUCUAAAUUUGCAGAGGAGCAGUGGCAUCAACAACAUGCGUAUCCCAACACCACCACAAAUGUCCUUCUCCUCAAACAACAUCAACAUCCCCGGUUCUUUGGUUCUUGACGGCUCUGCUUCAAUGCAGCAGCACUUGUCUCAGCAGCAGCAGCAACAGCAAGCAGGGCAGAGCUCAGUUCCAAUGAGGGAAAACGAUUAUUCCCAUGUGGAUAAGAAGCCUAGGAUUGAGGUGAAGCAAGAGGGUAUGCUGCAGCAGCAGAUUUUCCAGCAGCUGAUCCAGCGUCAGGACCCCACGGGAAGGAACACGCAGCUGCAAGCAUUGCUUCAGCAGCAGAGGCUGAGACAACAGCAGCAGAUUCUUCAGUCCAUGUCACCCUCCCAGAGACUCCAGUUGCAGCAGCAGCAGCUGAGACAGCAGUUACAGCAACCAGGAGGGACUCAGCAGAUCCCUCCUAAUGUGCGUCCUUAUGACGUUGGCGUGUGUGCUCGGAAAAUGAUGAUGUACUUGUAUCAUCUACAGCAACGUCCUGCCGAAAAUUGCAUUAGCUAUUGGAGGAAGUUUGUGGCGGAGUACUUCUCACCUCGUGCAAAGCAAAGGUUGUGCUUGUCACAGUACGAAAGUGCUGGACACCAUGCGCUUGGCAUGUUUCAGCAAGCAGCUCCGGAUAUGUGGCAGUGUGAUCUCUGCAGCACCAAAUCUGGAAAAGGCUUUGAGGCAACUUUCGACGUGCUUGCCAGACUGAUUGAAAUCAAAUUCGCGAGUGGGAUCAUUGAUGAGCUCUUGUAUCUGGACCAUCCAAGAGAACACAGAUUUACCAAUGGACUGAUGAUGUUAGAGUACAGAAAAGCGGUUCAGGAAACUGUACACGAGCAGUUUCGCGUUGUCCGUGAGGGCCAUCUUCGCAUCAUAUUCUCUCAAGAUUUGAAGAUACUUACUUGGGAGUUUUGUGCUCGGCGUCAUGAAGAGCUUCUUCUCCGCAGACUUAUUGCUCCACAGGUGAACCAGUUGCUUCAGGUUGCACAGAAAUGCCAGAGCACCAUCUCGGAGAGUGGGUCAGAGGGAGUUUCUCAGCAGGAUCUACAGUCAAACAGUAACAUGGUCUUGGGAGCAGGAAGGCAGCUGGCGAAGUUUAUGGAGUUACAGUCGCUGAAUGAUCUUGGCUAUCCGAAAAGAUAUAUCAGAACUCUACAGAUAUCUGAAGUUGUCAAGAGCAUGAAGGACCUGAUGAACUUCACUGGCGAGCACAAAGUUGGCCCAAUUGAGGGGUUAAGGCGGCUUUUGGAACAGACAGCGACAGCAAAGCUCCAGAGACAGAAAGUGCAGGAGAUGGAGCAUAUGGGGAAUAGUGGAGCUAUGAAUGGGUCAGCUCAAGCUCAGAUGGCGUUGACUCCAGGAACAAUGAACGGCCUAAUUGGCAACAACAACAGCUCCAACUCCAACAAUCACCAUCAACUUGUUGGUCGUGGAGCUAUGAAUGGCUCGGCUCAAGCAGCAGCAGCUCUGACCAACUACCAAAGCAUGCUUAUGAGGCAAAACGCUAUGAAUAACCCAAACUCAAAUGCGGUCAAAGAAGAGGGGUUCUCUACUCAGAACCCAACCCAGAGCCCAUCUUCUUCCUCCCAUCAGAGGCAGAGCUUAGCAACGCCUGGAUUCCCCAGCUCUCCCCAGAUGCAACAGCAGCAGCAGCAGCAGCAGCAGCGCAACAUGAAUGGCCCUCCUCAUCACUUGCAACCACCCCAUUCACAUGGCAACAACCAGGGGCAGCAGAUGCUUAAUCAGCUGUUACAGGAGAUAUCUGAAAACGGACCGAGUUUGCAACAGCAACAAGCCUUUUCAGGUCAGAGUGGUGGUGGCAACAAUAACGCAGAGAGAAACCCAGCUGCCUCCACUUCCAGCAUCUCAGGAGGAGGAGGAGGCCGAGUUCCAAGCCGAAACAACAGUUUCAAAGCAGUCGUCUCAAACAACAACAAUCAUCAUUUGCCAGAAGAUUUAUCAAUCCCAGAACUAUCUCAUGAUUUCUCAGAAGACGCCUUCUUCAACAACAGUGAUAUUUAUGGUAGCUUGUAGCCUUUGUAAUAUCCCCAACAGAAACAGAGGUAUUGGUUACUUUGACUUUAACAAUAUGAAAGAGUUUUUAGGUUUUUUUUUAUUUUUUAUUUUUUAUUUUAGGUUGGUACGCUUCUCCAGUUUGUUGUUUGGUAUGAGAUUUGACAUUUGCACCUGGGUAAAGUUGUUGUAAUGUGUUUCUUUAUCUGUUA
This is a messenger RNA of Brassica oleracea var. oleracea, 2714 nucleotides long. Its product is annotated as probable transcriptional regulator SLK1. The record is from RefSeq and is a predicted model, not a curated record. The transcript is spliced from 10 exons. Gene Ontology annotation, biological process: positive regulation of transcription by RNA polymerase II; negative regulation of transcription by RNA polymerase II. Gene Ontology annotation, cellular component: transcription regulator complex; nucleus. Bases 406 to 2523 code for a protein of 705 amino acids. NCBI's taxonomy places the organism in Eukaryota, Viridiplantae, Streptophyta, Magnoliopsida, Brassicales, Brassicaceae.